GUAUUCGUGGCGUGUAUAAUAUAAAUUUGGCCGGGACGAAGAAAAUGUCUUUUUCAGAUUUUAAGUAUAUAGAUGUGGAACCUUCGUUAAAAAACUUAACUACAGAUUUAGGAAGAAUUCCACAGAAGCAGGAUGAUUUGCUUCAGUCGCUCGGGGCCCCACACGUGGAGUCAUUUAAUUACAUUCUAAGAGAAGGGCUUGAUAAAGCAGUAAAUGAUAUCUUAGCUACAGAAUUUUGUUUGCAGAAUGAUGAUCGCAUCAGCAUAAAGUUGGAGAGUGCAAAAUUAUGUUCACCUCUUGUUCCACAUGGUUCAUAUGGUGUAAAGUCACCAAAAAUAUUCCCUACUGAAUGUCGGCAGCGUGGAGUUACAUACAGGGGACACCUCAUAACACAGUUGUCAUUUAAAAUUAAUGGUGUUCAAAUGGCAGUUAUUGAGAAGGAUUUGGGGCAGAUCCCAAUAAUGGUGAAGUCAGACAUAUGCCAUCUAUCAAAACUGACUCCCAAGCAACUGAUAGAAAAGGGGGAACAUGCAGAAGAAUGGGGUGGGUAUUUUAUACUUGGAGGACAUGAGCGUAUCGUCCGGAUGCUGCAGUUGACCCGGAGGAAUUAUCCAUUAACUGUAACUAGGACAUCUUGGAAGCAGCGUGGGAACCUGUUUUCUGACUUGGGUGUUAUGAUACGCUGUGUCAAGGAUGAUCAAACUACAACAAACAAUGUGCUGCAUUUUGUGAGAGAUGGUUCAGCAAAACUGAUGUUCAGCCACAAGCUCAAUCUUUAUUAUACACCCAUCAUGCUGAUCCUGAAGUGUCUCCUUGAUGUCUCUGAUGAAUACAUAAUACACCAGUUCAUGGCAGGUUAUGAAGAUGACACCUACAUGAAAGGAUGUGUGAUGAAUAUGAUGCAAGCCAUGCAUGAAGAGGGAAUUCAUACUCACUAUGAAGCAAAGAGAUACAUUGGCAAAACAUUCAAAGUUCGAUUCUAUGAUGUACCCCCCUGGACAACAGAUGAAGAAAUAUGUGAUUUUAUAAUUAAGCACUCUCUGGCAAUUCAUCUGGAGAACAAUGAAGACAAGUUCAACUUGUACAUAAUGAUGAUGCAGAAGUUGUUUUCUGUAGUACAGAACAAAUGUUGUGUGGAAGGUGCAGAUGGGUUGAUGAUGCAUGAAUUACUUCUUGGAGGUCAUCUGUACCUGCAGUUACUGAAAGAUAAAAUGCAGACAUGGCUGCAGGUUAUUAAAUCUGUAAUUCUGAAAAAAGCUAAAACAACUGUUGGUUUCAUCCUAAAUACAAAUGAGGUGAAUUGGGCAUUAAGGAGAAGUGGAACUAUAGAAUCAGCAAUGAACGCAUUCCUUGCAACUGGAAAUGUUUUCAGUUCAUCAGGAUUAGGACUUAUGCAGGAUAAAGGUUUAACUGUUAUGGCUGAAAACAUCAAUCGGAUGCGUUACAUGUCCCACUUUCGAUCUGUACACAGAGGUUCAUUCUUCCAGGAAAUGAGAACUUCUGAACCACGGCAGCUACUGCCUGAAGCUUGGGGGUUCAUCUGUCCUGUCCACACACCUGAUGGGGCACCUUGUGGGUUGCUGAAUCAUUUGACUAAAUACUGUGAAGUGACAAGUACUCCUGACCCAAGGCUAGUUGCCAACAUUCCAUCUUUGUUGGUGUCCUUAGGAAUGGUCCCCCUUAAAGGUGUCAGACUUAUUGCCCUUAACCAUAACGAACAGUUUGUUGUGUUGCUUGAUGGCCGAGUUCUAGGACAUGUCGAGAAAAGAGAAGCUAGGAGAUUAGUAGAUAAACUACGAUUUUUGAAGAUAGUUGGCAAAAGAGUACCACGUACAUUAGAGAUUGUUCUAGUUCCAAUGGGAAGAAAGUGUGGACAGUUUCCAGGCUUGUUCCUCUUCACUGGACCAGCUCGUAUGAUGCGCCCAGUCAUCAACCUGGCUGCAAAAAAAGUUGAACUCAUUGGCACCUUUGAGCAAGUUUAUAUGGACAUCUGUAUCUAUCCAGAAGAAGCAUAUGAAGGGAUAACUACUCACCAGGAAGUGACAGACACCAGUUUUCUAAGCAAUUUGGCAUGCCUUAUUCCAAUGCCAGACUGCAAUCAGAGUCCACGUAACAUGUACCAGUGUCAGAUGGGGAAACAAACCAUGGGAACUCCAUGUCACACCUGGCAUCUACAAGCUGAGUGUAAGCUCUACCGACUUCAGACACCAGCAAGUCCAUUUUUUCGACCAGGUCACUAUGACUUAGUUGGUCUAGAUGAGUUUGCAAUGGGAACUAAUGCUGUUGUUGCUGUUAUUUCCUAUACAGGCUAUGAUAUGGAAGAUGCCAUGAUAAUCAACAAAGCUUCAUAUGAGCGAGGCUUUGCUCAUGGCUGUGUUUACAAAUCUGAGUUUGUCGAGCUGAAGUCUCAAAAGUCAUAUUUUGGCUUAGAUCCUGAAAGACCAGAGCUACAGACUUUCCUGGAUUCAGAUGGAUUGCCACACCCUGGUGUGUUGCUCAAACAAGGACAAUCUUAUUGUUGCUAUUAUGAUGAUGAUGAAGCAAAAUUUCGUAUUGAAAAAUGGAAAGGGAAAGAAGAUGCAUAUAUUGACAAUGUAAGGCUGUGUGGAAACUUGUCUGCUCAAGAAGCAACUAAAGCCUGCAUUGUCUUCAGGAUACCACGUAAUCCAUCUGUAGGAGAUAAAUUUGCAAGUCGGGCUGGUCAAAAGGGAAUCUGUAGUUACCUUUGGCCACAAGAGGACUUGCCAUACACAGAAACUGGUCUGAUUCCAGAUAUAGUGUUCAAUCCACAUGGAUUCCCUUCUCGAAUGACAAUUGCCAUGAUGAUUGAGGUAAUGGCAGGGAAGUCUGCUGUAUUACAUGGUUUGGUCCAUGAUGCUGCACCUUUCAGGUUUUCGGAAGAGUAUACAGCAAUUGACUACUUUGGCAAAAUGCUGGAAGCAGGAGGUUAUAAUUAUUACAGCACAGAGAAAAUGUACAGUGGUAUUGAUGGAUGUGAAAUGAAAGCCGACAUUUUCUUUGGUAUAGUUCACUAUCAAAGGCUGAGACACAUGGUGUCUGACAAGUGGCAGGUACGCAGUACAGGACCGAUUGAUGUGCUGACCCAUCAGCCAGUGAAAGGCAGACGACGAGGGGGUGGAGUCAGAUUUGGAGAAAUGGAGCGUGACUCAUUGCUGUCCUAUGAAACUUUACAGAUGUUGCUCUGUAAGACGUGUGGCAGCAUCCUGUCUCCAUUGGUUACAGCACAGCAGCGUGGAGGUCAGUAUGAACAAGAGGUUCAUUGUAAGGUGUGUCAGGAGAAGGGAAAGGUGGAGGAAGUUGAGAUGCCAUAUAUUUUCCGUUAUUUAGUUGCACAGUUGGCUUCGGUCAAUAUUAAGAUCAAGAUUGAUGUUGUGGAGCAAUAAGGUGUUCAUUUCCAUUGCUUGUAUGUAUGUUCAGCCGACAACUCAUUAAAGUCUAAACAGUACAUCAAAUUGUUACAUUUUGAAAUGUAUAACAUUAUGCAAUUAUUUAUGUCCAAUAUGUUGCAUUGGCAUCCAUUAAUAAAUGACAAGACAUUUGAACGAAGCAAAAUAUUGAAGUUUAUGUGUCUUCUCCAUGUUAUAAUAAUUUGAUAGAAACAUACAUUACUGUACAAAGUUGUUACAUUAAAUUUGUACAUAAACUUCUA
Zootermopsis nevadensis is the source of this 3670-nucleotide messenger RNA. Lineage: Eukaryota; Metazoa; Arthropoda; Insecta; Blattodea; Termopsidae. The record is from RefSeq and is a predicted model, not a curated record.